This is a messenger RNA of Saprolegnia parasitica CBS 223.65, 1383 nucleotides long. RefSeq lists its product as hypothetical. The record is from RefSeq and is a predicted model, not a curated record. Gene Ontology annotation, biological process: proteolysis. Bases 95 to 1330 code for a protein of 411 amino acids. Gene Ontology annotation, molecular function: aspartic-type endopeptidase activity. NCBI's taxonomy places the organism in Eukaryota, Oomycota, Saprolegniomycetes, Saprolegniales, Saprolegniaceae. The transcript has 4 exons.
CCAGCCGGCCAAGUUCAAGCAUGCUGCGACUUUGUGAACACACUCCGUUCCGCCCCGGACGCCACCCACGGUCCAACACCCGUACUCGACCACGAUGCUCGCCCGGCUUGUUCUCUUGCUUGGCCUCGCCAUGGCUGCUGCCUUGCCGCGCCUCGCGCUGCCCAUGACCCGCCUUCCGCGGGCACUCAGCACCGCCACCUCUACCGUCGCGAUUCAGAACCACCUCGCGACGCAGUACAUUGUUCGCGUCACCAUCGACGGCAAGGACUACAACGUCCAAGUCGACACGGGCUCGGCGGAUCUCUGGGUCGCAUGCACGGCGGUCUCGAGCGCUUCGUGCGUCUCGCCGUGCCCCGCCGGCGGCGUGAGCAUCUACUAUGGCAGCGGCGACGCGUGCCUCCUUCCCAAGCGCGGCGCCGUGGCGCUGGGCAGCCUCGCCCUCGCCGACGGCGUCUACGGCAUUGGCAUGGCCAACAACGUGCUCACGAACGCCACGAACGGCAUCCUCGGCCUUGCGUACCCGGUGCUGUCGACGUUCAACACGACGUCCAACGCGUCGUACCUCAUGAGCCACCUCGAGAGCUUUAGCAUGUUCUUGACGUCCGUGCCAGACGCGUCCGGGUCGUCCUUGAUCCUUAACGGCGUCGACGAUGCGCUCAUUGCCAAGCAGAGCUUGGUCGGCGUCACGGUCCCGCUUGCACCUAACCAAACGUCGCACUGGAACAUCCUUCUCGAGAGCUAUAGCACCAACGACAACAGCACAGCGCCGUGCAAGAACACCGUCCACGGCUGCAUCGCGGUCGUCGACUCGGGCACGACCUUUCUCUCGAUGCCCCGCUUCCUCUUUGUGCAGUUUGCCUCGACGCACCUUCUGCCGCAGCAGUGCAUGUGGCAAGCAUCCUACUACGUUUGCCCCAAAGACGUUCAACUGCCGCGCAUUGGGCUCAAGAUCCACGGCACGACCUUUUACCUCAACGCGUGGGACUACUCGAUGGUGUUUUCCGAGACCCAAAUUCUCAUCCAGCUCCAAAUGACGCCGCCCGGUGGCUCGUCCGGCGACCGCUGGAUCAUUGGCGACACGUUCCUCAAGGUCUACUACACGUCGUACCUCGUGCGUGAGCAAGCCGUCACGUUCUACUGCGCGAAUGGCAACUGCGGCGGCGGCGCCAACAUCCUCGACUUCUCCGGCAAGUCGCCGAGCUGGGCACUGGGACUCUUCAUCGGCGGCGGGUGCUUGAUCGGUCUCGCGCUCAUUGCCUUGUUUGUGUACCGCUGCAAGAAGCGGCGAGCGGCGGCGGCGACGGCGUACGUCCACCAAGAUGAAGUCUAGAGUAGUACAUAGCACGCAUAAAAUGUUGAUCUAUUCCAAUUGUAAAUUUUCAC